UCGGUGGCCGGUCGUCGUCCGCGAUUUGUAACCGAUGUCUGUUUCAUCAUGGCCAUGGGCGGUUUCGCCGUCCUACCACGUCAAGCGUCGUUUAUCACGAACGGUCGACCUCCGCGCGGGCCACCGCCGCCGCUUCCAGCCGUCGUCGUCGUCCUUCCUGCAUGCACCCCGAGCUAUCGACAGCCGCCGCCGCCGCCACCAAGUAGCUGCGCCUCUCCCCGUGACCAUGUCGAAGAUUGCGCCGAGGCCUUCUAUCGCGCGCAAAGCGAGCAUCGAGCAGAAAGUGGUUGACAAAGUGCUCGAUCGAGUCACAGCGCUCGGACCCGUGCCGGUGCGGAGCAAGAGCCCGACCCCGCUCAUGUCCCAAGGCAGUCGCGGCGGAACUGCACACAACCUGCGCCGCCACACAGCGUUUCGGCCUGUGGAGCCGCCCAAGCGGCCCUCCGCGGUGGCAGAUGCAAAAGACUCGAUGGACGAAAAGGUCCGGCGAUCGUCGAUGGGGCUGGCGACCGCUUUGUUCUACCCGCAGUCCGCCGCCGACCGCAACGAGUCGUCGAUGAUCACCAAGCUCAUGGAGGAAAAGUACGGCUUCAACUACCUGACCAACGAGUUUUCAGCCAACUUUCUCGUUGAGUGCGAGUAUCAAAACUACUACACGCAGAUCAACCUGACGUCGGCAUGCAACUUUAGCCUGUUCUUGUGGCUCAUCUGGGUCGCGUCGACAGGGCUGGAUUUGUACUUGCUCGUAAACGCGGACGAUGGCCAAGAGGACGCGAUCCAGUCGGCGCGGCGAAGCGUGUACUUUUCGCUGCCAUUCCUCGUGCCGACGCCGUUUCUGGUCGCGUUGUGCCGGUACAAGCAGUACGAGCAGCACAUGCAGUCGAUUUUCAACGUGAUCGUGCACUGCUUUGCGCUGUCGCUGAUGGGCGGCGGGUUCUUUUGCACGACGGACCAAAUGAAAGAGUUUACGUCGAAGAACAUGAACCUGAUCAUGGAGUACGCGAUCGGGAUGAACACUGUCGCGAACGCCGCGAUCGGGUUCGUCGCCAACACGACCGUCGCGUCCAUGGUGCCCGGCGGGGACCCGUCCGUCGUUGUGCACAUGGCCGACCAGUCGCUCCAUUUUGCGCUGCAAACAGCCACAGGGGGCGUCGCCUUCCUCCAAAACCUGUCGUACCCGGCGCUCGGCGGCUCGCCUGGCGCCACCAUCGUCCUUGCCAACCUUGUCUUGAACGGCACCCAAAAAUUCAACCUGAACAACAGCACGACGUGGUGGCGGUUCCCCAACCGGCAUGGCACCUUGGCCGAGAUCUUGACCUACUUUAUCCUGGACGUGAUGCUACCGUUCUCGCAACUCAACUCGAAUUUGGUCCGGCCGAUUGUGGUCCUGAUCGCUGCUCCCAUGUUUCACCUGAACGCGGCGCACUACAUCGUGGUCGCGUUCAACGUGAACCUGUUCUACUGCAUCGUGCUCUCGAUGACGUACCCCGUGUCGAGCUCGAGUUUUCUCAUGCGGUGCAAAUUUUACCUCGUGUUUGUGUUGGCGACGCUGACCGUGAUCAUGGUGUACCGGGCGCGGCAGAGCGACAGGUUUAUGCGGCUCAACUAUUUGAACGUGCGGUCCGUGAAAGAAGAAGUGCGCAUCACGCAAGCGCAAAAAGAGCAAAUUCAAAACGAGAACCGAUCGCUCAAACGCAUGCUGCAGGCGCAUAACGCAGGCACGAACGACAUGCUCGAUUUGGACUCGCCCAUGGCCAAAGUCAUCACGGACCUGACCAAGAUCCAGCAAAACACGGCGCUCGACAAGAGUCUCCAGGCCAACUUGAGCGAAAUCGUGACGCUGUUGACGAAACAAGGCCACAACUUGUUCGCCCCCGACAUCCACGAACAGCUCAAGGGCAAAAGCGGCGACGUCGACAUUGAUGACGAUACCAAGGGGUGGGCGACCACAGUGCUCGCGAGCAAAUCGUACCAGCGCAACAACAACCGUCGGUCGUCGACUCAAGUCGAUGAAGAGACCGAGGGCGUGAUGGCAUCGAUCAACCUCCACUCGGACGUGCGGCCGCCGGACGAGGACGUCCUGUCCAAGAUUAACGCCAUGAUGAUCGCGUACGGGUGGAACGUCGACAUGCACGAAGUCGCCGAGAUGGCCCAAGGCAACCCGAUCUCGUACGUGACGUUUGUGAUCUUUGAGCGGCACAACUUGUUUACGUCGUGCUCGGUCGAGCGCAACGUGAUGCUCAAUUUCUUUUGGUUCAUCGACGCGGGGUACCUCCCCAACCCUUACCACAACAACUGCCAUGCUGCCGACGUCGUCAACUACGUCGAGUUUAUGCUGUCGGCGGUCGACGGCGGCUUCAUCAUGACGCUGCUCAACAUGCAGGAAGUGUUUGCGGCCAUCGUGGCCGCGGCAAUCCAUGAUUUUCGGCAUCCGGGCAAAUCCAACAACUUUCUCGUCAAGUCCGGGCAUAGCCUUGCCGUCAGGUACAGCGAUGCGUCCGUGUUGGAGCGCAUGCACUUGGCGGAAUCGUUUUUCCUCGCGUCCGAGCCGCAGUUCAACCUUUUCAGUGGGAUGAAGCCGAAACAGUACACGGAAGUGCGCAAGGCCAUCAUUGAGAUGGUAUUGACCACGGACCUGUCGGUGCACUUGCAACUCGUGGGCAGCUUGAAGACCGCGCUGCUGUCGCAAAACAAGAAUGACGUGAUGGAGUCGCCGAUGAUGCUGAUGAAGGUCAUCAUCAAGUGUGCCGACAUUGGCCACUCGUCAAAGUCGACGCUGCUGCAUGCAAGGUGGUCCGAGCUCAUCAUUGAAGAGUUCUUCCUGCAGGGCGACGAGGAGAAGGAACUCGGGAUGGAGAUCAGUCCGUUUAUGAACCGGGCGUCCGAAAACAGCGCCAAGAAUCAAGUCGGGUUCUUUGAGUUUAUCAUUUUGCCGUUCUUCGACGUUGUCGCGGAGAUCUUGUUCACGCCGGGGUUCAAGCCGAUCUUGGACCAAGUGCACAGCAACUACAACUUGUGGAAGAAGGCCGAGAUGCUCCAGCUCAAGAACAUCAAGGACAUUUUGGAUCAAGUGUUUUGCGUAGACGAACACCGCGUCGGAAGUGCCCAAGUCAACCGUAUCAGCUUUGUCCCACGGCCGUCGCAUAUCGCCUUGCACACAAACCCCAGCGGUACACCCGCAACUCCAGUUGCCCAUGCGACGCCACCAAGCUCCCCCACCACCGCUCCACACAGCCCCACCAACUAUACGAAUGCACUACCACCAAGCUUGGCGCCGACCGUGGAAGAGCCCUCAUCAACGCCUCCCCACUUGCCAACGUGAUGUUGUCUCAAUGGUAGACAAUUGAAAUCUGUUACAUUUUUGAGUUCGUG
Messenger RNA from Aphanomyces invadans, 3372 nucleotides. RefSeq lists its product as hypothetical. The coding region runs from base 35 to 3322 and encodes 1095 amino acids. NCBI's taxonomy places the organism in Eukaryota, Oomycota, Saprolegniomycetes, Saprolegniales, Verrucalvaceae. Gene Ontology annotation, molecular function: 3',5'-cyclic-nucleotide phosphodiesterase activity. The transcript is spliced from 8 exons. Gene Ontology annotation, biological process: signal transduction. The record is from RefSeq and is a predicted model, not a curated record.